GCUGGGCACACUUCAGCACCAUUAGUGGAAGAGAAGCCCUGCAAAGGACAACACACACAGCUGGAGGGAGAACACAGAGGGGAACAUUGCUGACAGACAAGCAACGAUGGACCUGACUUCAAUUCUCUCCCUGGAAACCUGGGUCCUCCUGGUAAUCAGCCUGGUGCUCCUAUACCGAUACGGGACCCGUAACCAUGAUGUUUUUAAGAAACAGGGAAUUCCUGGUCCCAAACCUCUGCCAUUUUUAGGAACUCUGCUGAAUUAUUAUGAGGGUAUAUGGAAAUUUGAUGCUAAGUGCUAUAAAAAGUAUGGAAAACUGUGGGGGUUGCAUGAUGGUCAAACACCUGUGUUAGCUAUCACGGACACAGAGAUGAUCAAGAAUGUACUAGUGAAGGACUGCUACUCUGUGUUCACAAACCGACGGAGCUUUGGCCCAGAGGGGAUAAUGAGUAAAGCCGUCUCAUCAGCUAAGGAUGAGGAGUGGAAGAGACUUCGAGCCUUGCUGUCUCCCACCUUCACCAGUGGAAAACUCAAAGAGAUGUUCCCCAUCAUUGAACAGUACGGAGAUAUUUUGGUAAAAUACUUGAGAAGAGAGGCAGAGAAAGGAAAGCCUCUCACCAUGAAAGAAGUGUUAGGAGCCUACAGCUUGGAUGUGAUCACGAGCACAGCAUUUGGUGUGAACGUCGAUUCCCUCAACAACCCAAAUGAUCCUUUUAUGGAAAAGACCAAGAAGCUAUUAAAAUUAGAUUUUUUUAGUCCAUUAUUUAUGUCAAUAGUACUCUUUCCAUUUCUUACACCAAUAUAUGAGAUGUUAAAUGUCUCCAGAUACCCAAAGGAUUCGAUAGCAUUCUUCAAAAAAUUUGUGGAUAGAAUGAAGGAAAGCCGGCUGAACUCUGAUGAGAAGCACAGAGUGGAUUUUCUUCAGCUGAUGAUGAACACUCAAAAUAAUUCCAAAGACAAAGAAUCUCAUAAAGGUAACCAAGGACUCCCUGGUCUAUGGACGAGGAAGUUCUCAGUGAGUGGUCAUCGCUCAGAAAAUGAGUGGGAAGGUUUUCUUUUUUUAUUAUAUUUUAAUUACUUAGUAUUCUCACUGAAUCUGGAGAUCAUCAAAUUAACAAACCUUUUUCUUUCUUCCCAGGCACCUCCCAGCUAUGAUAAAGUGAUGGAGAUGGAGUACCUAGACAUGGUGCUGAGUGAAUCCCUCAGAUUAUACUCAAUUUCUGACAGACUUGAGAGAAUCUGUAAACAAGAUAUGGAAAUGGGUGGUGUGUUUAUUCCCAAGGGGUCAGUAGUGAUGAUACCAAUUUUUUCUCUUCACCGUGACCCACAGUACUGGUCAGAGCCUGAAGAAUUCCUCCCUGAAAGGUUCAGCAAGGAGAACAAGGGCAAGAUUAAUCCUUAUGUAUACAUGCCCUUUGGGUAUGGACCCAGGAACUGCAUUGGUAUGAGGUUUGCUCUCAUGAACAUGAAACUUGCUCUCACUAAACUCCUGCAGAAUUUCUCCUUCCAGCCUUGUAAGGAAACACAGAUUCCCUUGAAAUUUCACAGAAAACCACUUCUUAAACCAGAAAAACCCAUUGUUCUAAAGGUUGUACCACGGGAUGUGUUCAUUACUGGAGUGUGAAGUUUCCCUCAAGGACUCUGCAGUGUUCCUCUUCAGGUGGUGUCUAAGAACACUGGAAUCUUUAAUUUACUUCAUGAAUAAAACCCAGAUGAAGAUGAGCAUUAAUCAACAGGACUUGGUGCAUGGUUAAGGAUUCAGUGCAUCCAUUGAGCUUUCUCUUUGUCAAAAUAAAGGAGAAUGUCACAAAACAA
Molecule: messenger RNA, 1815 nt
Organism: Alexandromys fortis (reed vole)
Lineage: Eukaryota; Metazoa; Chordata; Mammalia; Rodentia; Cricetidae
Product: cytochrome P450 3A11-like
Exons: 13
Coding region: 107-1624 (505 amino acids)
Biological process (GO): steroid metabolic process; oxidative demethylation
Molecular function (GO): testosterone 6-beta-hydroxylase activity; oxidoreductase activity, acting on paired donors, with incorporation or reduction of molecular oxygen, reduced flavin or flavoprotein as one donor, and incorporation of one atom of oxygen; iron ion binding
Source: RefSeq, a predicted model, not a curated record